GCCGUUUUCUCCUCUCUCGUUAACACUCUUCUCGUUAAACUGCUGGCUAGGUGCUCCUAACAAAAUCCAGGGGCGAUAUGCAGCAAAGGUAGAAAGGUCUAACGAACCCUAUUAGCGAGCUACUCCCUAUAGCUUCAAUACCACAAAAGUUAAAACCACCCCUCACAAAAACAACGACACACACAUACUGUACAUUGACAAAAACACCCCUCACGGACAAGACACGUGCCCACAACCUAUCUUUAUAUAUCCGGACCUCCUUUCUCUUUGUCACCCACCAUUCUUAAACAAAACCAACAAAUAUUCUGAAUUUAUAAUCGGGAUCAUGUGUUGCAGCCAUGGAUUUAUCUCAAGAAUCCCUACCACACCCCCACCUCUCGUCUCCCGACAACCCCACUUCUCGAUUCCAUCCACAGUUCGUAUACCUAUAGCCACUCGUACUACCAAAUCUUUCAGAACAAAAUCGGCGGCGGCGGCGGCCGCCGUUAAAGAUGGCAGUGGAUCUGUAUCGGAGACAGUCAUGGAAGAUCUGAGCUUUUAUCAACUUCUAGGGAUCCCGGAAACAGUGACGUAUGUUGAGAUCAAGCAGGCCUAUAAACAGUUAGCCAGAAAGUAUCACCCCGACGUGUCUCCGCCGGGCAGGGCGGAGGAGUAUACUCAGAGGUUUAUUCAGGUACAGGAAGCAUAUGAAACAUUGUCGGAUCCUAACCGGAGGGCUAUGUAUGAUCGAGAUAUGGCCAUGGGGAUUCACUUCGGUUUUUCUUCUCGUAAUCAUCUCCGAAAUGAUGAGCAUAUGGUGAAAAGCGAAUGGAGAGGCCAAUGGCAAAGUCAAUUAUCAGAGCUUCGAAGAAGAAGCAUGCACAAAGAAUCCGGUAAAAACUCAUCAUGGGCAGCUCGUAUGCGCAAGCAAAGGGAAGAAUCUUCAUCAUAGUUAUAAACAAAUCAUCAAGAUUUUAUGUAAAUUUACACCCUACUAAUUCUAAACUUAUAUAGGAAAGACGGUUUUGUAUAUAGUAAAAAUUAUGUACAAUCAAUAACAACCCUACUUUUUUACAUGACAAUAUUUGUCUUUUUUUUUUUUUUUUUUUCAUGCUAUUGUUUCACCUUUGGUUGCUUUCGUGGUUAUUGGUGGUCGGUUUUCUAAU
Messenger RNA from Lactuca saligna, 1145 nucleotides. Lineage: Eukaryota; Viridiplantae; Streptophyta; Magnoliopsida; Asterales; Asteraceae. The record is from the annotation of a GenBank genome assembly.